Impatiens glandulifera is the source of this 1530-nucleotide messenger RNA. RefSeq names its product G-type lectin S-receptor-like serine/threonine-protein kinase SD1-1. Gene Ontology annotation, molecular function: ATP binding; protein serine/threonine kinase activity. The transcript has 7 exons. Gene Ontology annotation, biological process: protein phosphorylation. The coding region runs from base 247 to 1410 and encodes 387 amino acids. NCBI's taxonomy places the organism in Eukaryota, Viridiplantae, Streptophyta, Magnoliopsida, Ericales, Balsaminaceae. The record is from RefSeq and is a predicted model, not a curated record.
AAAGAAAGAAAGCCGUUCAACUGCGGAAGUUUCCCUCUUUCUUCUAUUUCACUGGCCACCCUCUCUAGCUGCUACUUACUUGUCUGUCUUCCCACCAAAUCAACUCCUCUGUCACUGAUCACAGGAUUUCACGUGUCUUCGUUUCCUGCUCCGCCAGCCAUUCAAUUGCAGGUUGUGAUUGCUGCGAUUGGAGGAGGAGAGGACAGAAUUGAUUGUGGAUGCUAAGACGAAAAAGAAGCAGCCACUAUGAUUGUGAUCAUCAUUGUCAUAACUAUUUUUGGGAUGAUUUUUUCUGCUCUGGUCGGCUACUAUGUUUGUCAAUUGAGGAAGGCGGCGGUUAAAGCUCGCCUGCAAAACAGAUCCUUUCGCGAUUCUAUUGAAGGUGGUCAGAGUGAUGACUUUGAAUCACGUCUGUUCGAUCUCAGCACCAUUAUUUCAGCUACCCAGAAAUUCUCUUCUGAAAAUAAAAUAGGACAAGGAGGUUUUGGCCAUGUUUACAAGGGUGAAUUGCCUGAUGGAAAAGAAAUAGCAGUCAAAAGACUCUCACAAGGUUCGGGACAAGGACUUGAGGAGUUCAAGAACGAAGUGGUUUUGAUUGCUAAACUUCAACACCGCAAUCUUGUUAGCCUUCUUGGAUGCUGCAUUCAAGAAGAGGAAAGGAUGUUAGUUUAUGAGUAUCUUCCCAAUAGAAGUUUAGACAACUUCAUUUUUGAUCAAACCAAAAAAAAACUUCUGUCAUGGAAGCAACGGUUGGAUAUCAUAAUUGGUAUCGCUCGAGGAUUGGUUUAUCUUCACGAGGAUUCCAAACUGAGAAUCAUUCAUAGGGAUCUCAAAGCAAGCAAUAUUUUGCUAGAUAAUCAAAUGAGCCCAAAAAUCUCAGACUUUGGGAUUGCUAGAAUUUUCGGAGUGGAGCAGACAGAGGAAAUGACAAAAAGAGUCAUGGGAACUUAUGGUUACAUGUCUCCUGAAUAUGCCAUGAGUGGUCAUUUCUCGGUCAAGUCAGAUGUGUUCAGUUUUGGUGUUCUAAUGUUAGAGAUAAUCAGCGGGAAGAAGAAUUGGGGCUUCAAUCACCCUGAUCACGAUCUGAAUUUGAUUGGGCAUACUUGGAAACAAUGGAAUGAAGAAAAGGCAUUUGAAUUGGUGGAUAAAGAAGUAGUGGAGGCAUUUUCAGAGCCUGAUGUGAUUAAGUGUAUUCAAGUAGGACUUUUAUGUGUACAGCAACGGCCUGAGGAUAGACCAACGAUGUCGUCUGUGGUCUUCAUGCUGAGUAACGAAAACGCGAUGAUUGCACAUCCUAAAGAACCUGGAUUUUGUGUUGAAACUUUCUCCAUAAAGAUUGACUCAUCCCCAACCGGACAAACAUCAAGCACUUCCAACCAGGUUACCAUCACUGCCUUAGCUGGGAGAUAGCAAAUGACCCAAAUUGUUGUUUUUGUUUAGUUGUGUUGUUCAUACAUAGCAGAUUGUUCUUUGGCUUUGUUGGUCGGUAUCAAAUUAAUCAAUGGAAAUGGUCACAAAUUAAGUGUAUUA